UCGCGUCGCGAGGUUGCCGGUGGAGUCGCGCCAUUUCCUGUUGUGUCGGUGAGGAGGGUUGGUUUUGUGGAUUAAAAUUACGUUUUUAUCAUUUUUAGAAGUACUACCAUCUUCAUUUCAUUGCAAGCUCAACUUUGAAGGGUUGACCUUCACGUCCAGUCACUGGUAAGCUGCUUCCCGGGCCAACAUUUUUACAAGCGAAAGUGCCAUCUUGUGCCGGAAUCGUCAGGAGGUUCCAUCACCGGCUGAGCGGGAGUGGUGGACGCGGCCAUGUCUCGUGCGGGGCCGUCGAGCGAGUCGGCGGCCAUCGUGUACCCGCCCGGGUGCCGCGAGAUCACCGAGGACCUCGGCCCAGAUGAGCUCAUCAGGCGCCUCAAGACGCUGGCGCACACGUACCAGUCGAUGGUGCAGGAUGACGGCGCCUACCAGGAGUACCUGCCGCUGGCCAAACACAUCGCCGACGACUACUUCCGCGAGUACCCCAGCAAGGACGUGCAGCUGCUGGUGGCCUGCUGCAUCGCCGACGUGCUCCGCGUAUACGCGCCCGAGGCGCCCUACAAGGACCCCGCUCAGGUCAAGAUGAUCUUCAUGUUCCUGAUAAAGCAGCUGGCCGGUCUGAAGGACCCCAAGGACCCGGCGUUCAAGCGCUACUUCUACCUUCUGGAGAACCUGGCCUACGUCAAGUCGUUCAACAUGUGCCUCGAGCUGGAGGAUAGCAACGAGAUCAUCUGUAGCCUCUUCUCGCUUACAUUCAAAAUUGUCAAUGACGAGCACUCGGGCAAGGUGAAGAGCUUCAUGCUGGACGUGCUCUGUCCUCUGAUCUACGAGUCAGACGUCGUCUCCAACGAGCUGAUGGACAUCAUCCUGAUGAACAUCGUGGAGCCGGCCAAGUCGUCACGGCGCAACGCCUAUCACCUGGCCAAGGAGCUCAUCAUGAAGUGCAGCGACACACUGGAGCCCUACAUCCAGGCGUUUUUCAACCACGUGCUGAUUCUGGGCAAGGAGGAGAAGAAGCUGGGCAUCUCGAGGAAGGUGUACGACCUGAUCUACGAGCUGAACCACAUCUGUCCCACCGUGCUGCUGGCAGUGGUGCCCCAGCUCGAGUUCAAGCUGAAGUCGACGGAGGAGGACGAACGAUUCCACGCCGUCAGUCUGCUGGCGCGCAUGUUCUCCGAGCAGGAGUCCAACCUGGCCAUGCACCACCGGCAGCUGUGGCUCGCCUUCCUCGGCAGGUUUAACGACAUCUCUGUGAAGAUCCGCACCAAGUGUGUGCAGUACUCGAUGCACUUUCUGCUGAACCACCCGGAGCUGCGCUCGGACAUCACGGAGACGCUGAAAUUCCGGCAGCACGACUCGGACGAGGCCGUCAGGUACGAGGUGGUGAUGGCCAUCGUCUCCACGGCCAAACGAGACUUCAGCAUCGUCUCGGAGAGCGAGGCGCUGCUCAACUUCGUCAAGGAGCGCACCUUAGACAAAAAGUUCAAGAUCCGCAAGGAGGCCAUGUGCGGUCUGGCCAUGAUCUACCGGAAGUACCUGAGUAACCCGGACGUACCGGAGGCCACGCGCACGGCCGUCACAUGGAUCAAGGACAAGAUCCUGCACGGCUACUACAUGACGAGCCUGGACGACCGACUUCUGGUGGAGCGCAUCGUCAACACGUGCCUGGUGCCGUUCACCCUGCCGCCCGGCGAGCGCAUGAAGAAACUCUACUACCUGUUUGCCACGCUCGACGAGAACGCCACCAAGGCCUUCAUCGAGAUGCAGAAACAGCAGCUGGCCGUCCGUAAGACGGUGCAGGAGCUGCUGGAGCUGCACCGCACGCCCGUCUCGGAGGAGCGCGAGCGGGAGAAGGUGCUGCGCAUCAACCACCUGUCCAAGUUCCUGCCGGACCCGGUCAAGGCGCAGGAGUUUAUCCGCAAGUUCUCCCAGCACCUGGCGCAGGAGGAGUCGCUGCUGCAGCUCAUGGAGACAGUCAUCAACCCGACCGUCUCCUGCCGGGAGAGCGUCGACAGCGUCAACAUGGUGCUGAAGCGGCUGGGCCAGCCGGUGAUGACCAACCUCUACUACAACACCAUCAAGCAGCUGCUGGAGCGCGUCUCGUCGGUGAUGAUCGACCACGACGCGCUGCUGGCGCUGGUCUCAAUGGUGGAGGAGGCGGUGCGCGACCCGGCCUCGGCGCAGGAGCUCAACAUCGAGCCGGGCGCGGCGGUGGGCCGCGGCCUGCGGCUGCUGUUCGUGCUGUCGUACGUGCAGGCGGCGCAGUUUCUGCACGCUGACAUUUUGGCCGUGCUGCUCGGCAUGCUCCAGACGGACGACGACACGGUGACGCCCAAGGUGCUGGGCGUGCUGCACUUUGUGGGCAAGUACCGGCCGCUGGCGUCCGAGUUCCCCGACCUGAUGGACAGCCUGGUGCCCGUCUGCCAGCAGCUGGCCACGGCCGGCUCGCCCAAGCAGGCCAAGCACGCCAUCCGCUGUCUGUUCGUCAACGUCACCGACAACCAGGAGGGCGUCUUCACCGAGAUACUCGAGCGUCUGAAGUCUGAGCUGGAGCUGGGCCACGAGCACUACCGCACGUCCAUCGUGUCACUGGGCCACAUCGCGCUCCACCUCUCCAACAAGUUCCCCAUCCAGAUCAAAAAUAUCGUCUCCAGGAAAAUCGUCAAGGACCUGCUGAUGCGGGACCUGACGGACAGCGGGGAGAGCGAGGAGGAGUGGUGUGAUGAGGACGCUCUGCCCGAGGGCAUCCGCUGCAAGAUCGAGGGCAUGAAGCUGAUGGCGCGCUGGCUGAUCGGCCUCAAGGACGACGUCAUCUCGGCGCAGAAGACGUUCCGCAUGCUGAUCGCCUUCAUCAUCCACCGCGGCGACCUUCUCGAGGAGGGCAAGGUCAAUAAGCCGGAGGCGGCCUGGCUGCGCUACGCGGCCGGCGCCGCCAUGCUGAAGAUCUGCGAGCAGAAGGGCGUCGGUGACCAGUUCACUGCCGACCAGUUCUACAGUCUCUCCCUGCUGAUGGCCGACGAGUGUCUCCAGGUGCGGGAGCGGUUUGCCGCCAAGCUGCACAAGGGCCUGAGCCGUGGCAUCCCGCACAAGUGUCUGCCGCUCGACUUUAUGGGCAUGUACGCGCUGGCCGGCCAGGAGCCCGACAAGCGGCUCAAGGCCACCGUGCGUGGGUACAUGGCCGCAGACAUCCUGAAGCGCCGCGACGUCAUCAAGAGCCUGCUGCUCAACGGAGGGUCGGAGCGGGCGGCCGACCAGCUGCCGCACAUCAUGCCCGACUACAUGCUGGUGUUCGCCGUGCCCAUCCUGGCGCACGACCCCGACUUUACCGAGUACGACGACGUCGAGUACCUGACCAAGAUCCGCGCCUGCCUCUGGUUCAUCCUUGAGCCGCUGAUCACCAAGAACGACAACUACUGUUUCGGCUUCUACAAGGCGCUGGUGGAGCGGAUGAAGAACCACCUGGACGCAGUGCGCAGUGAGGAGGAGGCCGCCAACCACAAACUGUGGGCCGUCUGUGACCUGGCCAUGGGCCUGCUGCUCACCAAGACAACCAACUUCGAGAUGCGCGAGUUCCCCUCGGAGCCGCGCAUCCCACCCAUGUACUUCCGCAAGCCGGCCGACCCCAACUUCGUCAACGGGAAGAUCUACCUGCCGCCCGAGCUGCAGCACCUGGGAAAGCGGAACAACAUGGUGUCGAUGGCGCACAGCCACAGCAUGAUCAACAAGCGCAUCCAGCUGGCGCAGCAGAUCCGCGCCUCCAAGGCCGGCGCCGCGGCGGCCGCCGCCGCCGCCACCGGGGGCGAGAAGGAGCUGACCCUGAUUGUGCAGGAGUCGCCCGCCGCAGAGGCGGAAACCGAGGAGGAUUCUGCCGGCUCGGGGGCGGCGGCGGCGGCGGCAGCGCGACUGAUUCGGGACCCUCCGGCCACCUACAGCCGGCGCGCCGCCCACGAGCGGGACAGAAACGACGACUCGGUGGAUAGCGCGGCCGGUGGUGACCUGUCGGAGCAGUCAUCGACCUUCUCAGACAGUCCUUCCAAGGACAAACAGGACAAAAUCACCAACUACUUCAAGAAGGCGCCGCGGACGGCGUCCCCGACCCCGAGCAGUCAGCGCUCGACACGCAGCGGCCGCAGCGGCGACUCGUCGGCUGCCGGCGAGGAGGCCGGUCAGCGCGCCGCGCCGCGCACCACCCGCACCAGGGCGGCGGCCACCGAGGAGGCCGCCGAGGCGUCUGGAUCUCGUUCUGUGAACGGUAAGCGGCAGGCGGCUGAGCCGGAGCCGGAGUCUGAGCCGGAGCCGGAGUCGGCCCGGCCGGCGGCCGCCGCCAAGAGGAAGCCGGCGCCGGCCGCCAAGCCGGAGCCGGAGGAACCGAGCCGCAAGUCGGCGCGACACGCCGCGCCAGCUCAGGAGGACGCGGCCGCCGGAAAGAACACACGACUGACGAGGUCGCGAAAAUGAGAGCGGCCGCCGUGAUGGGACCUGACCUGACGAGCGGCGCCCGCCGCGCUGCGCCGCGCCACUGUAUGCCGUGCUGCGCCACUGUAUGCCGCGCCGCGCCUGUUCCGUGCAACUGAGCGAGUUAUGUUAAAGCGUACAAACUUCAGAGUGUUUUUUAAUGCGCGCGCCGCCCCGCCCGUACCGAAUACACACUGUCUGGGGCCGCG
This is a messenger RNA of Amphibalanus amphitrite, 4661 nucleotides long. RefSeq names its product sister chromatid cohesion protein PDS5 homolog B-like (gene pds5). Bases 271 to 4455 code for a protein of 1394 amino acids. The record is from RefSeq and is a predicted model, not a curated record. The transcript is spliced from 25 exons. Lineage: Eukaryota; Metazoa; Arthropoda; Thecostraca; Balanomorpha; Balanidae. Gene Ontology annotation, biological process: DNA repair; mitotic sister chromatid cohesion. Gene Ontology annotation, cellular component: chromatin; nucleus.